Messenger RNA from Paramuricea clavata, 2613 nucleotides. The record is from the annotation of a GenBank genome assembly. Lineage: Eukaryota; Metazoa; Cnidaria; Anthozoa; Malacalcyonacea; Plexauridae.
UCCCUCAAUCGACGUCCAAGCCUUUCUUCCCAGUUGCUUUAAAACAUUGACACUGCUUCGAGGACAUUUCUUGAAUUUCUGUUUCGUACGUCUGCGGACUGACGCACGACAGUACAAAAGCGCUCAAAACCAGCAGUGGUAAGAUUUUGAACAUGGCCGAAGUCUUUAUAUUUGCAUAUUUGUGUUGUGUUUACAAUAUUGCUUGGUUUGUUUAUUUGUAGAAUUGUAGUGUUUUGGCCAACAUUAGGUGAAGCCUUCUCACUUCUAGACGAGACGCUCAACGGGGAUUUGGCUUUAAAUACAAUAUUAUAAUAUCCGGGGAUUGACAUACUGUAUGAUAUAGGAAGCAAUGGAUUGAUUUUAUUCGUCAUAAUAUUUUCGAUAUAAAUAGCAAUCUGCUCUAAACUGUUCUUUCCCGAGGUUCUUCCUAGAGGUUUUAGCGGCAUUCAGCGUUACUACGGGAGAAAACCUAAACUAAACUAACUUCAUUUAUACUGGAUAGCUCUAUCAGUUCUAAACUGUUCUUCCUAGAGGUCCUGUAAGGAUCAUCUCUUAUUGAUCCAGUGUUACUACAGGAGAAAACGUAAAGCUAAACUAACUUUAUUUAUACUGGAUAGCUUUAUCAGUUCUAAACUGUUCUUCCUAGAGAUCCAGUAAGGAUCAUCUCUUAUUGAUCCAGUGUUGCUACAGGAGGAAACCUAACUAAACCAACUUUAUUUAUACUGGAUGGCUCCAUAAUUAUAGAAAUAGCAUUCUUCCAUUAAACAUUUUUCUUUCUUUUCUAACAGGCUGACAUCUCCAAGUCUACAUUUUCCAUGAUGCCUGCUAUGUGGUCAAGCGAAACCUGGUUUUGGCCAGUCACUACAGUCGUAGUUAUAUUCGCUGCAAUAAAACUGGCCAAGCCAAUCGUGCAUACAAUUAUCAAGCCGUACUUUGCCUUCUUCAUGUUUUUCUUCACGAAGUUUUACAACCGAAUGUUGGGGCCGAAGAAAAAAGAACUUUUUGAAACGAUUGAAGAACAUUUGAAAAAAGUGGAAGGUGAUGUGCUCGAGAUUGGCGCGGGGACUGGGGCGAAUUUUGCCUACUACCCGCGCGGCUGUUCCGUGCUUGCCGUGGAACCUAAUCGUCAUAUGAAUUACUACCUCGUUCACACCAAGAAGUACUACCCUCAUGUCAGUCUAAAGGAGUACAUCGUGGGCGUGGCUGAAGAUAUGAAAAAGAUAGAAGAUCAAUCUGUGUCAGCGGUCGUCUCUACGUUGGUGUUGUGUUCUGUCGAGUCAGUAGAGCAAGCUUUGAAGGAGAUCAUCCGAGUUUUGAAACCUGUAAGUUGAAACAAGGUUUGAGCUGCCUGGGGGAAAACAUAUCCUGUGGUACGGUUUCCCAACCGACCUUUUUUGGGUUGUUUAACUACCACCCCUGUUUAUCCUAUGCUUUCUUUAUGAUACAACGCCUGACUCGUUCCCAGUCGCUCGCGUUGGAUGAUGGGAAUGGGUCUAACCCGCGAACGGGCAUAUAAUCUGCCAUGCUAACUCAAAUAUAACGAAGGACUAUGGAAGAAUCGGAUACAACGCGACGUGUUGUGGCAAUAGCCAAUAGGGAGUUUAAGAUGCACCAAACCCGCGUCGCGACGGGAGACUAGUUUUACUUUGUUUUUCUCGUGUCCCUGGUUUUGUUUUUUUACCCGUGAAGUGAAACUGAUAAUAGCGGCAGUUUUUCGUCACGUCCGCGUCGUAGAUUCAUCCGCGUCGUACAGUUAACGCAAUUCGGCAGUUUUUACCCGCGAAGUGAAACUGUGAUAAUAGAGACCUUUAGAUUGACGUUUACGGCAAACGUCAAACCGCUAGCAAGUUUUUAUUUACAACUCUAUUAUAAUAGCUUUUACACCAGUUUUAAAAUAUGUUAAACUUAUUAAACUUAUGCUCUUUAGCAAUGAUCUAAGAAAGCAAAUUAAACACUAGUCAUGCCAUUCACCAAAGCAGUAAAUUAAGAUUUGGCGUUUGAAGUUGGCGUUUGGCGUAUAAAUUUCAUGCUUUAACGACUACAAGCCCUCGUAGCAGUUCAAGCAUGAAAUUUAUACGCCAAACGCCAACUUCAAACGCCAAAUCUUAAUUUACUGCUUUGGUGAAUUGCAUGACUAGUGGUUAAUUUGCUUUCUUAAUUCAUUGCUAAAGAGCACAAGUUUAACAAGUUUAACAUAUUUCAAAACUGGUGUAAAAGCUAUUAUAAUAGAGUUGUAAAAUCAAAAACCUCGCUAGCGGUUUGACGUUUGCCGUAAACGUCAAUCUUAAGGUCUCUAAUAGGGAGUUUAAGCGUCACGUUGGCAAACGGCAGGUUCGGACAUUCUUGGCAAAAUUUUCGUUGAACGUUUUCGUUUCAUAUUUUCUUUCUUGCGUCGAAAGAAUAGCAACGUUAGUUAUAAACACCCGACUAGGAAUCAAAACCUAAUCUUUUUUCAAGUAGUUCAGACACAAAGUACGAUAGCUUAUAUUCCAGAGUACUAACACGCUUAUCCUCCACAUUUUUGUGCCGAAUAUUACAAGUUAAUUUAACCAAGAUUUGCCUUCUAUUCGUUCUAGGGAGGAAGAUUUUACUUUAUGGAGCAUGUAAAAGGUA